CGAGGCCGCGCACAGCUGGGGAUGACGCAGCUCUGCCCAACAAAUGAUUGACCAGCUUGAAAUAUGGGCUGGCCGGUGUGUUUGCAUUCGAGAUGAUCUGUAGCUCAGAGGGACGACGCGUAACUGGCAGGACUGACGUAGUAGCGAGAUAUAGGUUCUGGGCCCUCUGUCGCAUCUAGCGCCAAGCAGUGGCUGGCGUGAACUCCACAGCGGCGUCCCCACGCAAUCCUCGGUGUCCUUUAUGGGGCGCGUCGCUCCAGGGCGGAAAUACUUCAACCUUCACUUUUAUUCCCGCCAACGUCGUGUCCACCGCACCCGCUUGGAUCCUGUCGCAUUGCUGUUGCUUGUCAAGCACUCGGACCAAGCUCACGCGCGCCCCGAUCGCCCGCCCGCAGCUGCACGAUGGAUGACGAAGGCACACAGCCCUCGACAAGUCCUGAUCCAUCCACCACCAGCGCGUCGGCCCUUCAAGGCGAUGCGCCACCAAGGAAGAAGCAAAAGCGCAAUAAACCUACCCUGAGCUGCGAGGAGUGUGUCGAGCGCAAGACCAAGUGCGAUCGCACUCGUCCCCAUUGCUUGGCCUGCAUCAAGCGACAGUCGACAUGUAAAUACUCUGAAAUCGCCAACCUGAUCGCCUCUUCGGCGGACAAGGUUGGCGCCGGUCGCAAUGCGGGUCGGUCCAGGAAAACGAGCGCGAGGCCUUCGUUGCAGCUUGGCAGUGACCCGCAGCCACAUGGCAAGCCGCCUAUUCAGGUUCAUAUCCAGGUGCCACCAACACCAAUCAGAACACAAUAUCGAAGCGUGUCAUUGUCGUCUUCGGGAUCCUCACCAUUCCUGCUAUCCAACAUACCGUAUUCCAAUCAUACGCCUGCACCCUUUUUUGGCCUAGGGACUGAACAUCCUUUUGCCAACUACUGGACGAGUCGUGGCGGCCUUGCCGAGGUUGUCGGCGUACUGCCAGCCAAAGAGCAAGCAGAUAUCCUCGUUGACAAAUACUUUGAUGCUGUUGACCCAGUAUACCCUAUGGUUCACCGUAGGAACUUCUAUGCUGACUAUGAACGUUUCUGGUCAUUGUCACAAGAAGAGAAGCAUACUGCGGACCCCGUGUUAGUAGCUCUACACUUUGUUGUGUAUGCCAUGGGUACGCAAUUCAUUCAUACUACCGACGGUGGCGACAGGGCGCAGAUUGCCGAGUUCUACGUAUCAGCUGCCCAGCAAGCUUUACGGAUAUCCUCAUAUCUUAGUCGAGCUUCAGUGAGAACACUGCAGGCCAUGGUUCUGAUAGGAUACUUCCUAAUGAACGACAACCAUGCCUCUGAUGCAUGGGCGUUUGGAGGUGUUCUCGUACGGCAAGCAUACGCCAUGGGAUUACAUCGCGAUCCAGAUGUCAUUGCACCCCGAUGUUCAAAGAGUGACAAGCAGCAACGGCGAAAGUUAUGGCAAGCUAUUUAUUUCCAGGACACUUUCCUUACUGUUCUGCUCAAGCUUCCGCCAACCAGUGUGUUUUCAGACAUACAGCCAGAGUCCCUCAGCGAUGAUCUCGAUGACUAUAUACCGAAUGGUGCUUCGAACAACGGCGCCACAGACCCUGUAAUCAACCCCAUGAGCAUCAGCAACAUCGCUUCGAACCAUGAUCUCUAUCCUCCGUAUGAACUCUCGGAUCGGAGAUACAUCCGCUCCAUGUGGCAUAUGGCUAACCUUGUGUCUCGUACUGUCUGCAUACCGCGGUCACUGGCAACGCCCUUGACUACAUCAAUCAAGCAUAAACUUGAGCUUGUCAACGAAUACUUUGCUCUCCACAAAACUUUUCCUGCAGAUCUUACAGCAUCCGACGACGUCACUAUAAGACAUAUGGCAGAAACAAAUCCGCGCGGUCUACGACAGAACUUGUUCUUUCGAAGCAACUUCUGGCACUGCGUCAUGGCGAUACAGGCCGAUGAAAACCCUGCUGAGGGUGUGCCAUGCGACGUUAAAGGUGCGCUGGACGCAGCCAGGAUGGCGUUGCAGUCUUUCUUCCACUUUUGGGAAUACCUCAGGAUCGACGCUAGUGUGUGGUGGGUGUUCCAGCACCGAGCCUUUGAAGAAGCACUUCUCAUGGCACGCAUCCUCGGUCAGCAAGCACAACCGCUGUCACCCACCCACAACGGCCUACCUCCUUCCGCGGACCCAUUACUGAAGGACGCGAAAGACGAUGCGCGAAGAUGUCUUGAUAUCCUGGAUCUUGUAGGCAUCGCACCGGAGAUGCAGAAGACCAGGACCGAGGUUCUCAGGACUGCGUUUUCGGACAUACUAUGGUAGUUAUAUGUAUAUAGGAUCUGAACAGCUGUGGCAACAGCGUCAACCCAUCUGGUUAAGUAAUGUAAUUUGAUACAUC
Alternaria alternata is the source of this 2374-nucleotide messenger RNA. RefSeq lists its product as hypothetical. Gene Ontology annotation, cellular component: nucleus. The transcript has 5 exons. The coding region runs from base 403 to 2298 and encodes 631 amino acids. Gene Ontology annotation, molecular function: DNA-binding transcription factor activity, RNA polymerase II-specific; zinc ion binding; DNA binding. Gene Ontology annotation, biological process: DNA-templated transcription; regulation of DNA-templated transcription. Lineage: Eukaryota; Fungi; Ascomycota; Dothideomycetes; Pleosporales; Pleosporaceae. The record is from RefSeq and is a predicted model, not a curated record.